Molecule: messenger RNA, 1081 nt
Organism: Brassica napus (rape)
Lineage: Eukaryota; Viridiplantae; Streptophyta; Magnoliopsida; Brassicales; Brassicaceae
Product: peptidyl-prolyl cis-trans isomerase CYP21-1
Exons: 7
Coding region: 210-881 (223 amino acids)
Biological process (GO): protein peptidyl-prolyl isomerization; protein folding
Cellular component (GO): intracellular membrane-bounded organelle
Molecular function (GO): peptidyl-prolyl cis-trans isomerase activity
Source: RefSeq, a predicted model, not a curated record
CAGAUCGUUUUGGACUGUAAACCUCAUCACUUUCGAAAGUAUACUCCGGCCACAAACAAUUUGCCGGCGAAUUAUCUAAUUUACAUUGCUGCUGUAAAACUCACGAAGAGAGAUCUAAGAAGAGUGAAGUCCCGUUUUUGUGAUUUGGAGGGUGAGAUCGAGCUCUGUGUGAGAUGAAUUCUUAAGAAAGAAAGAAAGAAAGAAGGAAGAUGAGUAAAGAGAUGUCGUUUUGGGUACAGCCGAGGUGCCUUCUUCUCCUCGCUGCCCUUACGAUCUUCCUCGUCUUUGCGCUCUCACACACCCGUAAAGAGGAGGAGAAGCAAGUCACCGAGGAUUGCCAAGUUACACACAGAGUGUUUCUCGAUAUCGAUAUCGAAGGCCAGCGCUUAGGCAGGAUAGUUAUUGGAUUAUACGGCAAUGUUGUUCCCAAAACCGUAGAAAAUUUCAGAGCUUUAUGCACAGGAGAGAAGGGACAAGCUUCAAGCGGAAAGCCUCUACAUUACAAAGGAACACAGUUUCACCGUAUAGUUUCUGGAUUCGUAGUCCAAGGAGGAGACAUCAUCCAUGGUGAUGGAAAAGGGAGCGAGUCAACGUAUGGUGGUACCUUCCCUGACGAAAAUUUUAAAGUAAAGCAUUCACAUGCGGGUGUUGUAGCGAUGGCUAAUACAGGACCUGAUUCUAAUGGCUCACAGUUCUUUAUCACUACUAUCAAGGCUACCUGGUUGGAAGGGGAACAUGUGGUGUUUGGGAAGGUGAUACAAGGGAUGGACAAUGUGUUCGCCAUUGAAGGUGGGGCUGGUACUUACAGUGGCAAACCCAGGAAGAAAGUUGUGAUUGCUGAUUCUGGAGAGAUCCCUCAAGACAAAUGGGAUGAAGAAUGAUAUGACCCAAAACACACAACCAAAAACUUGCUCAUCUGGCUCUGUUCGUGUGUGAGAUCCUCUCUCUCUCUCUUUUUAUUUAUAGUUUCGCAGAUGUGAUGAUCUGAAUUCUGAACAACUAUGCCAAUGUAGUUCUCACAAACGUUGCAAUGAGCACUAGAAAUGUUAUUGAUGAUUAAUAAUAGUUCUUUAAUGCCAAA